UUAUGUGUGGUUUUGUGUAAAUAGAUAUUUGACUCAGCCUGAGGAGACACACUCCAGUACAGUAGGUGGCGGUAUGCACUUAUAACGUUGGUUGCGACCCACCAUUAAAUGAAGAAGAAGAAAAAGACCGGAAGUUGUUUUCCAGCUAAUUAGCCUCACAAACCCAUGCAUGGUUUUAUCGACUGCCACUGUCACAUCUCCGCGAGAGAUUUUGACAAGGACAUAGAAAGCGUUAUUGAGCGCUCCAAACGGGCUGGACUGUUGGCAUUGCUCGCUGUGGCAGAACAUGCUGGGGAGUUUGAAAAAAUCAUUGCCCUGUCACAAAGAUUCCCGGGCUUUGUCUUCCCCUGCCUGGGAGUCCACCCUGUGCAAGAAGUGUCCCCACAGCAACACAGGAGUGCUUCUCUGCAGGAUCUAGACGCAGCUCUACCCAUCAUUGACAAAUACAAGGAGCAACUCGUGGCCAUUGGAGAGGUCGGCUUGGACUUCACGCCCAGAUAUGUGAAAAGUGACUCGGACAAAGAAGGCCAGAGGCAGGUUCUUGUUCGUCAGUCACGUUUGGCCAAGGAACUGGACCUCCCUCUGAACGUUCACUCGCGGUCGGCAGGAAGACCCACCAUCCAGCUCCUCAAAGAAGAAGGUGUGGAAAAGGUUUUGCUGCACGCUUUUGACGGGAAACCGUCGGUUGCCAUGGAAGCGGUACGAGCCGGGUACUUCUUCUCCAUCCCGCCGUCCAUAAUACGCAGUGAACAGAAGCAGAAACUGGUCAAGCAGUUGCCGUUGGAGAACAUGUGUCUGGAAACCGACUCGCCCGCUCUGGGCCCAGAGAAGCAGGUGAGGAACGAGCCGCAGAACGUCCGCGUUUCCGCCGAGUACAUCAGCCGCGUCAAGGGCGUGUCCCUGGAGCAGGUGAUGGAGGCCACCACGCAGAACGCACUUCGACUCUUCCCCAAGUUGAAGGCGGCCAUCAAGGACAGCAUGGACAAGCACCUUGUCAUCCGUGGAUACACCACCUUCCCUCCCCGGCUUCCUGACCCGUCGUGUGUCAGGAAGUUAAGCCAAAACAAGCAAUCAGCCGACAGACUGAAGGUGGAGGACGUGGACAAGACGAGGAGCAGCAAGAACGUGGAAGUGAAGCCUUACAAGCAAGUGCUCAGUGAAAGCGCCCGAGAGAGAAAAGUGCCCGUCACUCGCAUCGGACGUUUAGUGACUUUUGGAGGUCUGGCUGUAGGACUUGGUCUUGGUGCCAUCGCUGACAUGGCCAAGAAGGCGUUUAAACCUCAACAGCAGCAAGACAAUAAAAAGUCAGUCCUGAACUCCUACAGCUUCCUGUCUGAAGCCAACGCUGAGAGGAUCGUCCGCACUUUGUGUAAAGUCCGCGGCGCCGCGUUAAAACUGGGCCAGAUGCUGAGCAUUCAAGACGACGCCUUCAUUAACCCUCAACUGGCCAAAAUCUUUGAUCGUGUUCGGCAAAGUGCGGACUUCAUGCCCACCAAGCAGAUGAUGAAGGCCAUCACCAGUGACCUGGGUCCAGACUGGCGCCAGCACCUGGACUACUUUGAGGAGAAACCCUUUGCUGCGGCCUCCAUCGGCCAGGUGCACCUGGGCCGCUUGAAAGAUGGCCGCCAAGUCGCCAUCAAGAUUCAGUAUCCUGCAGUGUCCAAAAGUAUCGACAGUGACGUGAACAACAUCAUGACUGCUCUCAGUCUGAGCAACGCUCUGCCUCAAGGAUUGUUCCCACAACAUGUGAUGCGUGUGAUGAGCAGAGAGUUGGCACAGGAGUGUGAUUACAUCAGAGAGGCCGAGAGUGCCAUUAAGUUCCAAGAGCUGCUGAAGGAGCAGACCUUCUUCCUGGUUCCUGACGUCAUCAAAGAACUGAGCAGCCAACAUGUCCUGACCACCACUCUGGUGCCAGGCUUCCCUCUGGACCAAGGCACACAUCUGUCCCAGGAACUAAGGAACCAGAUCUGUGAGCAGAUCCUCACUUUAUGUCUGAGAGAACUUUUUGAGUUCCGCUUCAUGCAGACUGAUCCUAACUGGUCCAACUUCUUCUACCAUCCACACACACACACAGUGUCGCUGUUGGACUUUGGUGCGACGCGAGCGUUUGAGAGAAGUUUCACAGACAUGUACAUCCAGGUGAUCCAUGCGGCAGCCCGGCAGGACCGAGAAGGCGUCCUUCAGAGAUCAAGAGACAUGAAGUUCCUCACUGGCUUGGAGUCUAAGGCGAUGGAGGACGCCCACGUGGACGCCGUCAUGAUCCUGGGAGAGGCCUUCGCCUCGUCGGAGCCCUUCGACUUCGGCGCUCAGAGCACGACUGAGCGCAUCCACCGCCUCAUCCCCGUCAUGCUGAGGGAGCGCCUGGCACCCCCGCCCGAGGAGACGUACUCCUUACACCGCAAGAUGGGAGGCUCCUUCCUCAUCUGCUCCAAACUCAAGGCCAGAGUGGCGUGCAAGGACAUGUUCCAGCGAGCAUACGAGCGCUACUGGCAGGACGCAAGCAAGUCCCACUAAAGACACCUCAUUAUUAUUAUUAUUAUUAUUAUU
Nerophis lumbriciformis (worm pipefish) is the source of this 2547-nucleotide messenger RNA. It is a transcript of the gene tatdn3l, whose product is annotated as putative deoxyribonuclease TATDN3. The record is from RefSeq and is a predicted model, not a curated record. Gene Ontology annotation, biological process: ubiquinone biosynthetic process. Lineage: Eukaryota; Metazoa; Chordata; Actinopteri; Syngnathiformes; Syngnathidae. Gene Ontology annotation, molecular function: hydrolase activity, acting on ester bonds.